AUGUCAAUAAAUCCGAGAUUAAAAUUAUUUAGAAUAGGAACUUUCUCACAACAACAACAAGAACAACCACAGUCACAACAAAAUUUUAAUAAUGAUCUACAGAAAUUGAAAACCAAGAAAUCAAGAUUAAGUAAUAAAGGUUCAAACAAAUUUGAAGCUACAUCAAGUAUAUUAUCAGAUUAUGAUGAUUUAGAAAUUAUAGAUGGUGAAGAUGAUGAUCAAUCGCUGUAUGUUUUAUUUAAUCCAAAAUUAAGCAGUAAAACUAAGAAUGAAUCAGACAUUUUAUCAUUAACUAAUACAUCAAAAGAAGAUGAAGUGGAAGAAGGACGCGUAAAUGAAGAAGAAGAAGAAGAAGACGAAGAUACAGAACAAGAAGAUAAUGACCUUGAAGAAGAAUUGGAAGAAGAAAAUCAUUUAAAACGCAAAAUUGAAUCAAAUUCAUAUAAUAAAUUAUCAAAUAAAAUAAAUAGCUGGCAUCAUUCAAAUUUAUAUUCAUCAACCCAACAAAUAGAUGAAAAUAUAGCAAGUUGGAAUUUAGAUUAUGAUGAAAUAGAAACAACUCAAAAAGAAAUUGCAAGUAUAGAAACUGAAUCUAAUUAUUAUCAAAAUUUACAACAACUGCAACAACUGCAAAAAUUAUCAAAUUCAAAUCAACUGUUGGAAGAAAGUAAGAAAUUAUUAAAAGAAUUUUAUGGUGAUGAUUUAUUUAAAUAUUUAAAAGAUGAUGAUAUAUUAGAAGUUAAAAAUUAUUUAAAAAAAUUAAACAUUAAAGAAUCUUUAAAUAAAAAUCAAGAUGAUCAACUCAAGAAUCAAACAUUACUACAACAAAUAAUUUACAAAUUAAUUUACUUGAAUCAACCAGAUAUGGAAAAUAAAAAUAUAAGUAAUGAUAGUAAAUUAUUAAUGGGGUCAACUGAUUAUAUUAAUUAUUUAACAAAAGAUAUUCAAUCUCAAUAUCAUAAUUUACAUCAAUAUCAUUCUAAUUAUUUUGUUGAACCUACUAAUACUUUUUCAGAAAUUUCAGGUGGAGGUGGAUCUUCUAUUGUUUGUGGAGGCGCUUCUUGGAAUGAAUUAUAA
Molecule: messenger RNA, 1077 nt
Organism: Lodderomyces jiufengensis
Lineage: Eukaryota; Fungi; Ascomycota; Pichiomycetes; Serinales; Debaryomycetaceae
Exons: 1
Coding region: 1-1077 (358 amino acids)
Source: RefSeq, a predicted model, not a curated record